UGGGAGAUGGGUGGCGGUUGUGUCUUGGGCCGCGCCUGGGGUGGCUGGCGGCGGGGUCCCGGGGUCCGCGCAGCGCCCAAGGCCGCAGCCUUUGGCACCGAGGGCCGGCAUCAGCGGCAGCCUCGAGGCUCCAGCAGACGGUCGGGGCCCCUGGAGGAGCGGCCCUUCCCGGGGCUGCUGCGGCCCCAGAACCUCAGCCGGAAGGAGCUGGUCGAUGUGCUGAGGGCAGCCGUGGUGGACCGGAAAGGACCUCUAGUGAUGUUGAACAAGCCACAGGGUCUGCCAGUGACAGGAAAACCAGGGGAGCUGACGCUGCUCUCGGUGCUGCCAGAGCUGAGCCAGUCCCUGGGGCUCGCGGAGCAGGAGCUCCAGGUGGUCCGAGCGGCUGGGAAGGAGACCUCUGGGCUUGUACUCCUCUCCAGUUGUCCCCAGACAGCAAGCCGUCUCCAGAAGUUCUUCCUCCAUGCACGGAGAGCCCAGAGACCCACAGCCACCUAUUGUGCUGUCACUGAGGGGGUCCCGGCUACUUCUGAGGGGAAGAUCCAAGCAGCUCUGAAACUGGAACACGUUGAUGGCGUCGAUCUUGUAGUUCCAGUGAAAUCUCCGUCCCGAAAGGACAUCCUGGAGGGUGUCAAGAGGACCCUCAGCCACUUCCGUGUGGUGGCCACAGGCUCCGGCUGUGCCCUGGUCCAGCUGCAGCCACUGACAGGUGGGUCUGGAGCCCCGGCCAGCCUUUACAACU
Ceratotherium simum simum (southern white rhinoceros) is the source of this 742-nucleotide messenger RNA. NCBI's taxonomy places the organism in Eukaryota, Metazoa, Chordata, Mammalia, Perissodactyla, Rhinocerotidae. The record is from RefSeq and is a predicted model, not a curated record.